Gopherus flavomarginatus (Mexican gopher tortoise) is the source of this 5533-nucleotide messenger RNA. It is a transcript of the gene USP47, whose product is annotated as ubiquitin specific peptidase 47. Gene Ontology annotation, cellular component: nucleus; cytosol. The transcript has 30 exons. Lineage: Eukaryota; Metazoa; Chordata; Testudines; Testudinidae. The record is from RefSeq and is a predicted model, not a curated record. Gene Ontology annotation, molecular function: cysteine-type deubiquitinase activity; cysteine-type endopeptidase activity. Bases 163 to 4251 code for a protein of 1362 amino acids. Gene Ontology annotation, biological process: protein deubiquitination.
UCCUCCGGCAGCUGCUGACGACUCCCCGGCCUAGCCUGCUGCGGGCCCAACGCCGCGCCACCGGCCAUGGUGCCCAACGAGGAGAGCCAGCUCGUCCCCAAAGAGAUUUGGGUGUGAUUCUUCUCAGAUUCUCUUCUAAGUUACACCUCACUACUUUUUGAUAUGUUUUGGAGUUGCAGACAAAGUCUCUUUGAUGAAAUGAAGAAGAAAUUUUCACAGAUAGAAAGUGCUGCUGAUGAACCUAGAGUGCUGUGUAUAAUACAAGAUACUACCAAUUCUAAGACUGUGAAUGAACGUAUCACUUUAAACCUGCCAGCUUCCACUCCAUUAAGAAGGCUGUUUGAGGAUGUGGCCUCCAAAGUGGGCUAUGUUAAUGGAACUUUUGAUUUAGUUUGGGGAAACGGAAUCAAUGUCGCGGAUAUGACUCCUUUGGAUCAAACCAGCGAUAAAUCUAUUCUUGAAGCUCGUUUUGAGGUAGGGAAGAAAAAUUUUCUACGUUUGACAGAUAAAGAUGGUGAACAGCCUCAUAUAAUGUCGGAGGAAUCGGGUACAACAGAUGAUGGUAAUCAAGAGAGGUUUAUAGGCCCUCUACCAAGAGAAGGCUCUGUUGGUUGUACCAAUGAUUAUGUCUGUCAAAACUACUCAUACUCUUCUAUCCUGAGUAAAUCGGAGACAGGCUAUGUGGGAUUAGUAAAUCAAGCCAUGACUUGCUAUUUGAACAGCCUAUUGCAAACACUUUUCAUGACUCCUGAAUUUAGAAAUGCAUUAUACAAAUGGGAAUUUGAAGAAUCUGAAGAAGAUGCAGUGAUGAGCAUCCCUUACCAGCUUCAAAGACUGUUUGUUUUAUUGCAGACCAGCAAAAAGAGAGCAAUUGAAACAACAGAUGUUACACGGAGCUUUGGAUGGGAUAGUAGUGAGGCAUGGCAGCAGCAUGAUGUACAGGAGCUUUGUAGAGUCAUGUUUGAUGCUUUGGAACAGAAGUGGAAGCAAACAGAGCAGGCUGAUCUCAUAAAUCAACUGUAUCAAGGCAAACUGAAGGACUAUGUAAGAUGUCUAGAAUGUGGCUAUGAGGGCUGGAGAAUUGACACUUACCUGGAUAUUCCAUUGGUCAUCAGACCUUAUGGCUCCAACCAGGCAUUUGCUAGCGUGGAAGAAGCGUUGCAUGCAUUUAUUCAGCCUGAGAUCCUUGAUGGCCCUAAUCAGUAUUUCUGUGAACGCUGCAAGAAGAAAUGUGAUGCAAGGAAGGGCCUGCGGUUUUUGCAUUUUCCAUAUCUGCUGACUUUACAAUUGAAGCGGUUUGACUUUGAUUACACCACUAUGCACAGGAUUAAACUUAAUGAUCGCAUGACUUUUCCUGAAGAGCUAGACAUGAGCACGUUCAUUGAUGUUGAAGAUGAGAAGUCUCCCCAAACUGAGAGUUGCACUGAUAGUGGAGCAGAGAAUGAAGGCAGCUGUCACAGUGAUCAGAUGAGCAAUGAUUUUUCUAAUGAUGAUGGUGUUGAUGAAGGAAUCUGCCUUGAAAGCAAUAGUGGUGCUGAAAGGAUUUCAAAAGUUGGCAUUGAAAAGAAUUCUUUACUGUAUGAACUCUUUUCUGUAAUGGUCCAUUCAGGAAGUGCUGCCGGUGGCCAUUACUAUGCCUGCAUAAAAUCUUUUAAUGAUGAGCAGUGGUAUAGCUUCAAUGAUCAACACGUCAGCAAGAUUACCCAAGAAGAUAUUAAAAAAACAUAUGGUGGGUCCUCUGGAAGCAGAGGCUAUUAUUCCAGUGCUUUUGCUAGCUCCACAAAUGCAUAUAUGCUUAUAUACAGACUGAAGGAUCCAACAAGAAAUGCAAAAUUUCUUGAUGUGAAUGAAUAUCCAGAGCAUAUUAAACAAUUGGUACAGAAAGAAAAAGAGUUAGAAGAGCAAGAGAAGAAGCAACGUGAAAUUGAGCGCAAUACUUGCAAGAUAAAAUUGUUCUGUAUGCAUCCUGUGAAACAAAUAAUGAUGGAGAAUAAAUUAGAAGUUCAUAAGGACAAGACACUGAAGGAAGCUGUAAAAAUAGCUUACAAGAUAAUGGAUAUAGAAGAAGCAGUUCCUCUGGACUGCUGUCGUCUUGUUAAAUAUGACGAGUUCCAUGAUUACUUGGAGCGAUCAUUUGAAGAGGAGGAGGAGGAUAUACCAAUGGGACUCUUACUUGGAGGAGUCAAAUCAACAUACAUGUUUGACUUACUUUUGGAAACAAAAACACCUGACCAGGUUUUCCAGUGUUAUAAACCUGGAGAGGUUAUGGUGAAGGUUCAUGUAGUAGACCUCAAGACUGAAUCUGUUGCUCCUUCUAUCAGUGUGCGAGCUUAUUUGAAUCAGACAGUUACAGAAUUCAAGCAACUCAUUUCAAAGGCUGUACGUCUGCCUGCUGAAACGAUGCGGGUAGUACUGGAACGUUGCUACAAUGACUUGCGUCUUCUCAAUGUGGGCAACAAAACGCUGAAAGCUGAAGGCUUUUUUAGAAGUAAUAAGGUAUUCGUUGAAAGUUCGGAGUCGUUGGAUCGCCAAAUGGCAUAUACAGACUCCCAUUUGUGGAAACUUUUGGAUCGUCAUGCAAACACAAUCAGGCUAUAUGUUUCAUUGCCAGAACAAUCUCCUGGGUCUCAAUUUAAAAGGACAGUCAAUCAAAAAGCAAGUGGAGAUUCAGGUAAUUUGGAUGAAGCCUGUGCAAGAGUGAAAGGACCUCUGGGUAAUAUGAGAUCUGUAGAGGCUAUCCUGGAAGAAAGCACUGAAAAACUCAAAAGCUUGUCGCUCCAGCAAGAGCAGGAAGGAGAUAAUGCAGACAGUAGCAAGAGCACAGAAGCAAGUGACUUUGAAAGCAUUGAAUCACCUUUGAAUGAGGUAGACUCUUUAGCAUCAGCAGAAAACAGAGAACUUGAAAACCAAAUUCAAAUUUCUGAUCCAGAAAAUUUCCAGUCAGAGGAGCGGUCAGAUUCUGAUGUGAAUAAUGACAGAAGCACAAGUUCAGUGGACAGUGAUAUUCUUAGUUCCAGUCACAGCAGUGACACUUUAUGCAACGUGGACAGUGCCCCGAUGCCCUUGGCUAAUGGACUUGAUUCUCAUAGCAUCACAAGUAGUAGGAGAUCUAAAGCAAAUGAAGGGAAAAAAGAAACCUGGGACACAGCAGAAGAUGAUUCUGGAACUGACAGUGAAUAUGAUGAAAGUGGCAAGAGUACAGGAGAAGCACAAUACAUGUACUUCAAAGCAGAGCCCUAUGCUUCAGAUGAAGGUUCAGGAGAAGGACAGAAAUGGUUGCUUGUGCAUGUUGAUAAAAGAAUUACACUGUCUUCCUUCAAGCAACACUUGGAGCCCUUUGUUGGAGUUCUCUCUUCUCACUUCAAGGUCUUUCGAGUCUAUGCCAGCAAUCAAGAGUUUGAGAGUGUUCGGCUGAAUGAGACACUUUCAUCAUUUUCUGAUGACAAUAAGAUAACUAUUAGACUUGGAAGAGCACUUAAGAAGGGGGAAUACAGAGUCAAAGUGUACCAGCUCUUGAUAAAUGAGCCAGAACCAUGCAAGUUUCUUUUAGAUGCUGUUUUUGCUAAAGGAAUGACUGUGCGUCAGUCAAAAGAGGAGCUACUUCCUCAACUCAGGGAGCAAUGUGGCUUAGAUCUGACGAUUGACAGGUUUCGCCUACGAAAGAAAACCUGGAAGAAUCCAGGCACUGUAUUUCUGGAUUAUCAUGUCUAUGAGGAAGAUAUUAAUAUUUCAAGCAACUGGGAGGUCUUCUUAGAAAUACUUGACGGGGCAGAGAAGAUGAAAUCCAUGUCACAGCUUGCUGUUCUGUCAAGACGAUGGAGGCCAUCAGAGAUGAAGCUUGAUUCCUUCCAGGAAGUAGUUCUGGAAAGCAGCAGUGUUGAUGAAUUAAAAGAGAAGCUUAGUGAAAUAAGUGGAAUACCCUUGGAAUAUAUAGAAUUUGCUAAGGGGAGAGGCACAUUUCCCUGUGAUAUUUCAGUACUAGAGAUCCACCAGGACUUGGACUGGAAUCCUAAAGUGUCUGCAUUGAAUGUCUGGCCUCUCUACAUUUGUGAUGAUGGUGCAGUAAUAUUUUAUAGGGAUAAAACUGAAGAGUUAAUUGAAUUGACAGAUGAACAGAGAAAUGAACUAAUGAAAAAAGAAAGCAGCAGACUCCAGAAAACCGGACACCGCGUAACCUACUCCCCUCGUAAAGAAAAAGCACUAAAAAUUUAUCUGGAUGGCGCCCCAAAUAGAGAGUCGACUCAAGACUGACAUUUACAAUAGCAUUUCCCUUGGGGAAUUUUUUUGUUUUAAGUAAUUAAAAAAAAAAAAAAAGUUCACUACUACUGUGUAGUGCCAUUAUGGCAGGACACUCAUUAGGUGUAAAGCAAUGACACCAGCACUGAUUGGGCUGCAGUUUACCAAUCAGAAGCUCAGUGCCCAGUCGGGCCACUGUUUGACUUUGAAUCAUGUUGUGCACUAUAGUCAAAUGUACUGUAAAGCUAAAGGGAUGUGCAAAUAAACAAAAAAUGAAUAGAAAAAAUGGGGAGGGGAGGAAAAUGAGUGGAAAUGAUUGAGGACAAUGUGCACAUAGUAGCUAGUAAAACUAGCAUCAAACAGGAUACUCAUAGCUUAAUAAUAAAAGCUGUGCAAAGGCCAUGAAUGAAUUCUUUUGUUUGUUUCAGUGAUACACACAUUACCUCAUUGAAGGUUUGGAAGUAAAUGUAACACAUUGGCUUUUGGAAAGCAGCAAAAAUGGGGUGAAGAUGUAAUGGAAUUUUCAAAAGCCAGCUCUAAAAGUUGUCAGGUUUUAGAAGAAUCCUUGGACUAUUCUUCCUUAAAACAGGUACCUUUAGAAAGUUACCAGGAGGUCUUGGCUCAUUUUGCUCAAGUAUUGUAAGGUAACUCUUUUUUAAAUAGCUUAUGAAAGCAGAAGAGCAACUUUACUAUAUUGCAUUCAAUGUGUAAAUAAAAUCUCCCUGUCCAGUUAGCAGAACUAUAGUUCAGUUACUUAUCAUAGUAUUUCUUUUCACAUAUCAAUAUUCGUUGUGUACAUUUGAAAGUAUAGCUGCCUAUUUAAAUUUGUAUUCAUUUUAUGUUUGGCAGUGCUGGGUACUUUAGGGUUGCAUUUCCCUUUGUUAGUGAGUUUUUUGGUGUGUUUUUUUUUGGUUCUGCUACUUAUUUUUGUACAUUUUGUUUUUGAAGACUUCAUUACAAGUUUGCAUUUUCUAGUCCCAUUGCAAGUCACACUUUAAUUUUUCCUGGAGUUGAUUCAUAGUUAUUUGUAGUUUAAACAUUUUGGCAACCUCUAACACCUCACAGUAUAAACUUGCUGGUAGUUCAGGUUGUGGUGCAGACUGAUGCAGUCAACAUGAUUUCAUUGCAAGUCCUAGAAACAGCAGGUUUUUGCAUCGCUACAUCAAUUGAGAACAAAAACUAUGUAGAAUUGGAAAUAUCAACUAAUUUAUAACAAUCAAUAAAAGGUUUUGGUAAACUUUUUCAUGCCUGAUGCUGUUUACAACAAUGAACAUGCCAAUAAAACAUUUGUUCAUUC